GGUAGUCGACCGCGAGGAACGCAACACGCAUUUCGCCAAGUUUCGCCUGGCGUAUCGGCAACACGCCAGACACGCGCCUAUCUACAAAAUCUUUCAUCGCACCCAACCGGUAUAUCUCUCUCUGUGAAUUGACGACCCGAUUAAUGCAGCGCUGCGCGACCCUCCUUUGAAAUGUUAAUUGCGACGGAAACGCGUCAAAAACAGUCGAUUCGAUUUUGAUGGUUUUUCGGCGCCUUCAUUUUCACCAUCGGCAACACGCGCAUAUUUCCUACCGUCUUUUCGGUAUUCUGGCGUCGCACUAUUGCUUAUCGAUAACCCGCGAACCGUAAUAAUUACGGAUUUUUGGUGGUCAUUUUCGGGUCAGUCGUAAAACGAAUUUCUAGGAUUUGAAAGUUCGGGUUUGGUUAACUGGCACAGAGCGCUUGUGAACCUGCAUUCUGGCUUCGGGUAACGCAGACAGAACAUUAUCCGAAAGGAAAAAUUUCGUGUCCGCAUAUUUCUAUAUUCUAUUUAUGCAAGUUUUUCGAUUGUUACUUCGUCAUUUGUGAUUCAAGAACUUAUGUACAGUUGAAAAUUUAUUUAGCAAGACCUUAUUCUGAUGUUUAUAAUGUCUUCAAAAAUCCGCCUUAUGUGAAGAAUCAAACUGUGUAGGUACACUGUGACGGCAUUUUGAAAAAUUGCGCAAAUGGAAUUGCUGACCUAGAUUUUACGAAAUUGUACGGCAUAAAACUCCCGGUCCGGUUCUUAACUAUCCUUUCCACACGAAUAAUUUCAUCUCCUUUUCGCAUUGUUCUGAUUAAAUUCAUACAUUGUUUAUAAUUUGUGAAGCUCACCCCGGUUUUAUUAUCUCUCACCAGCCGAGUUACCGGCGUUCAUUAGACGUCAUCUCUUGCCCUCUGAGGUGAAUUUUUGAAAGUGAAGAAACGUUAAAAAUGGAAGGAGUUGCAGUGAAGUUGCGGUAGCCGUCAAGAUGUAUCAACUGACAGAAAUACUAAUAGUACUCCUUAUCGUCAACGUCUCAUCGGUUUCAGCCUCGAGCCUCGCAGCGCCGCAGGGCCAGCCUCAGGCAGGAGCGCCCCUGGGGGCAACCACCGGGACCUCGGUCAAAGUCAAUCGGAGGACCUUCAGGGACUGGAGGAGAGGAGAUCCCACUUUGGUCAGAAACCUCGGCAAUAGAGAUUCCUUAGGCAACGCGCAGUUCUACAUCAUCCUGGCACUAUGCAUCGGGUUCGUGUCGGUGGUGGUGGGCUGCUGGCUCUCGGACAACUGCUGGUCCCCGGAGCCGGAGACGUGCGUGACGCUGGCAUAGCCAUUGCCGAUGGCGCAGCGCCUCCAGUCCCAGUGUCAGUCCGGGCCCAACAACACCUCCUCCCCGAUCCGGGUCACUCGCUUCGGCUGUCGCCUCCACGGAUUCUGACCAACCGCCCAAGCCACCCUCGCUUGGCUCCUCCGCUCCGUGCACUCUCUCACCUCCGCGCUCUGGCGACUCGACCAGACGGACAAGUCCAUACUGCCUAGGUAGAAAGAGCCCCGAUCAGUGCUCCCAU
Messenger RNA from Bemisia tabaci, 1547 nucleotides. RefSeq lists its product as uncharacterized. The record is from RefSeq and is a predicted model, not a curated record. Lineage: Eukaryota; Metazoa; Arthropoda; Insecta; Hemiptera; Aleyrodidae.